CUUUCCAGUUUCAGUUUCUCUUUCCUAAAGCGAAGCGCAGGAAAACAAGGCAAAGGAACCAAGAAAUGCUUCCAUAUAUAGGCCUCCUGAGCAUCUCUUGGAAGCAGAGGAGGAAGACUUCUGAAGAGCACUGUAGCCUGACUUGCAGCCUUUCAGAACAGCCGGGAAGCUCUCCUCAGUCAUGAGUGAGAGCACCAGGACCGCCUUGGAGAGCUGCCUACGGCAACUGAAAUGCCAUUUCACCUGGGACUUGGUGGAGCCGGGAAAGCCCCUGGAUGAUUUCGAAGACGAGGUGUGUGACGCCACAGAGUUUCAGAACGACGAAUUCAGAGCCACGGUGUUCAACCUCCUGGCCUACAUAGAGUCCCGGCGCGGCCGCCGCGAGGCGGCGCUGCAGCACCUGCGCCAGGCGGAGGAGCUGAUCCAGCGGGAGCACGCGGCUCAAGCGGAAAUCCGGAGUCUGGUCACCUGGGGUAACUACGCCUGGGUCUACCAUCACCUGGGCAGCCACGCAGACGCUCAGAUGUACGUCGACAAGGUGAGACAGGUCUGCGAGAAGUCUCGCAGCCCCUACAGAAUGGAGAGUCCUGCGCUGGACUUCGAGGAGGGGUGGGCCCGCUUACAGUGUGCAGGGAGGCACCACCACAAGAGGGCCAAGGUGUGCUUUGAGAAGGCUCUGGAAAAGGAGCCCAGGAACCCGGAGUUCGCCUCCGGACUGGCCAUCGCGAGCUACCGUCUGGAUAUCUGGCCGCAGUCUCAGAAUCCCGUCGACCCUCUGCGGCGGGCCAUUCGGCUGAAUCCCCACAACCAGUAUGCCAAAGUCCUCUUGGCUCUGAAACUUCAGAAGAUGAACGAAGAGGGGGAAGGAGACAGGCUCGUGGAGGAGGCGCUGAAGGGAGCCCCGUGCGCGACAGAUGUGCUCUGCGGAGCAGCAAAACUGUAUCAGAGAAAAGGGGCGGUGGACAAAGCUAUAGAGCUGCUGAGAAAGGCUCUAGAAGGCAUGCCGAACAAUGCCUCCCUGCACUGGCAUAUCGGCUGCCUCUACAGGACAAAAGUCCUCGAGAUCCAGGACACAGGAACCAAUGAGAUGUGCGGGAGAAGGAAGUUACAGGAAGCCAUAGGACAAGCUGUGCAUCAUUUAAAGAGAGUGGAUGAGGCCAAUGCAGACUUCCCCUGUGUCUGCUCCUACCUGGCCUGCCUCUGUGCGCAGGUAGGCCAGUAUGACCACGCGGAGCAUUACUUCCAAAAAGAAUUCAGCAAAGCGCUUUCUCCUGGGGCCAGACAGGUGCUCCAUCUGCGCUAUGGCAACUUCCAGCUGUAUCAAAUGAAGAGUGAGGACAAGGCCAUCCAUCAUUUCAUACAGGGUGUGAAAAUCGACCUGGAAUCAAAGGAGAAAGAAAAGAUGAAAAAUAAGCUCCAAAAAAUUGCCUGUAUCAGGCUUUCUAAAAAUGAAGCUGAUUCUGUAGCUUUGCACCUCUUGGCGUUUCUUCAGGAGCUGAGUAGAGACAUGCGGCCAGCAAAGGAAAAUCCUGAGAGGCAUUUGGACUCUGGAAGCUUCCUCUGUUCAGCAUCUUUUGCUGAGGAAUGAGGAAUCGGGAUUCGGUGCGAGUGGGACGAUGGAGGGAAGGGAGCAGAAACCCCACCACCAAGUGGGUAUUCACGAUAUUGGACAACUGGUACAGUGGCAUAGGCAUGGACUGGGCUGCUGGCCAUGGGUCUGGACCAGGUUUGUGGAGGAACCUGCUGGGCCGAGUGUUAAAACAUGAAUUGCUCAUGGAAUUCUGAGACAGGGACUAGACUGGAGCGGAGAGGGUCCCAGGGCUUGGUUAGGGGGCUACUUCCCAAGUGACCUCUUGGGAGCAGUUUGCAUUGUGACAUUCCCUUAGUCAUCCUCCACGCGGUGAUGCCUUGGGUUUGUGUCUAGGUUUCAUAUAAAGCAGCCAGAUCCCUCACAUCUGUAACAGUGUGGUCCGUUUUUGCAAUGUUUUUCCACCCUUGGAGUCAUUUUAGAUCUUACACAGUUUGGCCCUGCAUAGACGCUAAUGUGCUGUGUCCAUUGAAAGGCCAGGGGACCAAAGCCUCCAUAGGACUGGGUAUCUCCUCCCCCUCACUUCCGCCUCCUCCCCAGACAGUCCUCAAUCUAGACUGUCCUAUACAACCUGAGUUCAGUUGUCCCAUUGACUGAGGUGGGAACAUAGUUUGAAAAAAAGAGAACAGAGCACAGGUUGAAUUUAGAAAGAACACAUCCAAGACAAGCAAUGGGGUCAGGCCAUCAGGGUCCAAGAGUUUCAGAAGGCACAUGGGGAGAUUUCGCCUCCAUUCUGCCCUCCCUGUAUUCCAGCAUGUGAAGAAUUAAAAAGGGGGAUUCUGUAGAAUAUGCUAGAAAGCAAAAUAAUUCAUUUCUUUAAAAUGUCUGGAAAAAUAAAUGUCAUGCCAGUAGGCACAGGGAUUGAGUAGACAAGAGAAAGAGAGAAGAAUGCUGUCAUUGUAGACUGUAAUCACAUGGAGAAAAAUCUCAUUUUCUUGGCCACUGUUAGGAAAAUUUCCUUGUACAACGAAGACUUGCUUUUUUCGGAAAUGCUUGGAUGAGCGCAGGCCCAAGGUAAUAAAAAAACAGCAGAACAGAAGGCUCAUUUGGACACCAAGGACCUAGCGAAAGGUCUUGUGAAAUGACAUCAAUAACAAAGAGUUUUUUUCCCCAAUUAGACAUGUUGUACGUUAGGUGAAAUAAAACUUCUCACCCUGAAAAUCCUCAAGGGAACCAUAAAAUUCAUGGUUUGCGUGGGGUGAUUGGGGUUUUCUAGGUAAAUACUGAAUGGCCCAUGAUAUCAGGAUUAGUGCGAACCAAAACAGACUCAGGUGACCCAGCAUGAAACAGACCCUCAGUCAUCCUCUGGGUUGCAAAAGAUUUGCCUGUUCAGAUUAAUUUAAAUUUAAAUAGUGGUUACCAGGGGCUGGGGGUUGGGGAGGUGGGAGAGAUGUUGUUUGAAGGUACAAACUUACAACUAGUAAAUAAGUCCUGGAGAUCUAAGGUAUAGUAUAGUAUCUUGGAUAUAGACAACAAUAUCGUAUUAUAAUCAUCAAACUUGCUAAGAGGCUAGAUCUUGAUUAUUCACACCACAGAAAAGAAAUGAUAAUUAUAUGAUAAAGGUGAUAACUAUCACUACAGUAACUUUCGCUACAAUCAUAUUAUAAUGUAUACAUGUAUCAAAUCAAUCUUAAAUUUGUACAGUAUUAUAUGUGAAAUGUACUUUAACAACUUUAAGUAUAUAUUAACAUUUUUAUUAAGCAAUGAAAACAUUAUAUAAACUUCAAGAUUUUUUUAAGUUAAAAAUUCCAACUACCAUAAUGGUUUUCACAUUAUUUUCUGUAUUAAAAAUUGUGUUGUGUGCACUUGAGACCAGCAGUAUGCAUAGUAUGGAUUCCUGAAAAAAGCCAUAGAUUUAAUGAAUAAAUAACUUAGAGGUGAUGGAACAUAAAGGA
This is a messenger RNA of Callorhinus ursinus (northern fur seal), 3483 nucleotides long. RefSeq names its product interferon induced protein with tetratricopeptide repeats 2 (gene IFIT2). Gene Ontology annotation, cellular component: cytosol. Lineage: Eukaryota; Metazoa; Chordata; Mammalia; Carnivora; Otariidae. The record is from RefSeq and is a predicted model, not a curated record. Gene Ontology annotation, molecular function: protein binding. Gene Ontology annotation, biological process: defense response to virus.